Oryza sativa Japonica Group (Japanese rice) is the source of this 922-nucleotide messenger RNA. Lineage: Eukaryota; Viridiplantae; Streptophyta; Magnoliopsida; Poales; Poaceae. The record is from RefSeq and is a predicted model, not a curated record.
GCAUUGACUUGCGCACGUUACGCUGUCGUCGUUUCCCCCUACCACGCCACCUCCAUGUUCCGGGGGGGAGGCGAACGCGUCCCGCGAGUCCCACGGCCCACCUCAACUCCUAUAAAAACUGCGUUCGGAUUGGAUCUCGCCGUCUCGCUUCCUGGUCAAAUUGUUCGCUAAUAAGCAUCGAUCGAAGGCGAGGCCAGCCAGCCAGCCGGGGCGCCGGGGGAGCUGGGGAAGAUGGUGCAGGGGACGCUCGAGGUGCUGCUCGUCGGAGCCAAGGGCCUCGAGAACACCGACUACCUGUGCAACAUGGACCCGUACGCGGUUCUCAAAUGCCGCUCGCAGGAGCAGAAGAGCAGCGUUGCGUCAGGUAAAGGAUCUGACCCUGAAUGGAACGAAACCUUUAUGUUCAGCGUCACUCACAACGCUACAGAGCUCAUCAUCAAGUUGAUGGACAGUGACAGUGGCACGGAUGAUGAUUUUGUUGGAGAAGCAACGAUUUCUUUGGAAGCAAUCUAUACAGAAGGAAGCAUACCCCCAACUGUUUAUAAUGUUGUGAAAGAAGAAGAAUACCGUGGAGAAAUCAAAGUGGGCCUGACGUUCACUCCAGAGGAUGAUCGCGAUCGGGGUUUAUCUGAGGAAGACAUUGGUGGAUGGAAGCAGUCAUCUUGAGGAAGAAGCAGAUACUUUGAUGUCGCACUGCAUCGCUAUGGUAAGUCGUGUGCUGGAAGCCUGGAACAAAGCCUAUUGAAAAGAGCAGUCUUGUAGAAAUACUUCUCAUGAUUUUCUAAAAGUUGUAAUAAUAGUGUUCGCCAAUAUGCUCUAUAUGUAAGGACCUUGCUUUGAUGCCCACUAAACUGUAAUAACUAUGGCAAGUUAUGAUGCAACAGAAGUGCUAUAAUCCUUUAUGUGAUCGUAAUUUCAUUGA